Camarhynchus parvulus is the source of this 1734-nucleotide messenger RNA. It is a transcript of the gene PAX1, whose product is annotated as paired box 1. The record is from RefSeq and is a predicted model, not a curated record. Bases 98 to 1372 code for a protein of 424 amino acids. Gene Ontology annotation, molecular function: DNA-binding transcription factor activity, RNA polymerase II-specific; RNA polymerase II cis-regulatory region sequence-specific DNA binding. The transcript has 4 exons. Gene Ontology annotation, biological process: anatomical structure development; regulation of transcription by RNA polymerase II. NCBI's taxonomy places the organism in Eukaryota, Metazoa, Chordata, Aves, Passeriformes, Thraupidae.
AGCGGGGCUCGCUCCCGGCGCCGCCAGGACCCCCCGGCCCGGCCCGGCCGCCCCCCGGGCUCUCUAUGCCGGCGCUGCCCCCUCCCCGCGCCGGGCCAUGGAGCACACCUACGGCGAGGUGAACCAGCUGGGCGGCGUCUUCGUGAACGGGCGCCCGCUGCCCAACGCCAUCCGCCUGCGGAUCGUGGAGCUGGCGCAGCUCGGCAUCCGGCCCUGCGACAUCAGCCGCCAGCUCCGCGUGUCGCACGGCUGCGUCAGCAAGAUCCUGGCCCGCUACCACGAGACGGGCUCCAUCCUGCCCGGGGCCAUCGGCGGCAGCAAGCCGCGGGUCACCACGCCGGCCGUGGUCAAGCACAUCCGCGACUACAAGCAGGGCGACCCCGGCAUCUUCGCCUGGGAGAUCCGCGACCGCCUGCUGGCCGACGGCGUGUGCGACAAGUACAACGUGCCCUCGGUCAGCUCCAUCAGCCGCAUCCUGCGCAACAAGAUCGGCCCGCUGGCCCCCGCCGGGCCGCCGCCGGCCCCGCUGCCCUGCGCGCACAUUUACCAGUACCCGUACCCGGGCCCCGCCGCGCCGCCGCCCGCCAAGGCCGCGCCGCACCCCGGGCCGCACCUCGGGGCGCCCCCGGUGCCGCUGCCCCGCUCCUGGCCCUCGGCGCACUCGGUCACCAACAUCCUGGGCAUCCGCACCUUCGUGGAGCAGGCGGGGGCUCUGGCUGGCGCCGAGGGGGCCGCGUACCCCCCAAAAAUGGAGGAGUGGCCCAGCGUGAACAGGAGCGGCUUUCCCGGGCCGGGCCAGGCGGUCAACGGGCUGGACAAGGCUGCCAUGGAGGGCGACAUCAAAUACCCGCAGCCCGGCGCGGGGCUCUCCUCCAUGGGCACCUUCCUGCCGGCCUGCGCGUACCCCCCCUCCAGCCAGCCCGGUGUCUACGGCGGCUCCCCCGGCGCCUACAUCGCCCCCGGUCCCCCCUGGCAGCCGCAGGGGACCCCCCUGGGCCACCACGGCCACGGCGAGCUGGCCAUGGCCUUCAAGCAGCCCGGCGGCGAAGGUGAGCGGGGACAGCGCGGGGACAGCGAGGGGACAGGGCCGGGAGGGACCCCCGACCUCGGGAGGCGCCGCCCCGCCGGCGAUGGGAGCGAUCCAUCCCGUUCCCCAGCCCGGCGUUCCGUGGCUCCCCGCCUCGUACCGGGUCUGCAUUGGGGUUUCCCCGCUCGCCCGCUGGGAAGCGCCAGGGAAUGGGGAGGAUUCCCGGGCUGCUCAUCCCCCCGGGAAUGUGGGAAUGUGGGGGACAGGGCAGGAGCCUUUCCCCGUGUUCGCCCGUUCCACCGAUUCCAAAAAGCGGGAGCCUUUCUGCAAAAGCAGAAGCCUUGACAGGGAAUCAUUCAUUCCUAGUAAUUACCUGUUAAUUAUUAACUGACAGCAAUGAUUUAACUGUUUGUUUAUAGUUAUUUGUUAUCAUAAUUAACUGUUAUUUUAUUUAAUUGGUUCCCGGGGUUAUUAAUGAAUUAUUUCCCUCCGAAAUCUCCGCCGGGAAUCCCACGGGAGCAAUUUGAGGUUGUCCGGGGGGGCGUUGCUUUUAUCUCCCGUUAAUUAUGUCGCCUCAUUAAUAGAGCUCGAUUCCCUCGUUUUAAAAAUCCCGAUUUUUCCGCCCUGGCUACAAAAUCCCCUUCGACAUUUUUGUCAUUUUCCCCGCAUUUUUUGACUUUCUAUUAUUUUAAUUAAUCCUUGUUUAU